AUGGGUACCGGCAAAAAAGAGAAGAUGAGGAAGGAGAAGCAGGGCAAAGUGGGAGACGGAAUGGCAAAUGUAAAGGUCAAAGGAGAGAAUUUCUACCGGACGGGCAAGCAGGCCAAGACGUUGAACAUGUUCAAAGAUGGGAAAGCGCAGCGGAAUGCCAACGGAAAGGUCACAAAAGCAGCCAGCUUUCAAAGUCGAGACAAACCGAAAGCCCGUGUCGAGCCCAAUCGAAAAUGGUUUAACGCCACACGGGUCAUUUCUCAGGACGCCCUCAACAAUUUUCGGGAUGCAAUGCAAGAAAGGGCUUCGGAUCCAUAUCAGAUUCUCCUCAAAUCCAAUAAGCUACCAAUGAGUUUGAUAAGAGAUGGCAAGGGCAAGAACGGGCUGAAGCAGCACCAAGCCAAGAUCGAGGUGGAGUCAGCGCCUUUCGGUGAUACUUUUGGGCCAAAGGCACAGCGGAAAAGGGUCAAGCUAGGAGUCGGGUCCUUGGAAGAUCUUGCGGGAGAGUCGACAAAAAUGCAUGUGACGUACCUGGAACGCCUGGAGCAAGCCAAGCUGCUGAGUGGGACAUCUGGCUCGGAAGAGCAGGCUGGUGAGGCCGCACCAGAAGACGCAGUCCUUUCCACAGCGAAGGAGCCCAUAUUCUCGAAGGGUCAAAGUAAAAGAAUAUGGAACGAGCUAUACAAGGUCAUUGACUCUUCGGACGUUGUUAUCCAUGUCCUAGAUGCACGGGAUCCUUCGGGCACGAGGUGUCGGAGUGUGGAGAAGUAUAUUCGCGAAGAAGCACCUCAUAAGCACUUGAUUUUCGUUCUAAAUAAAUGCGAUCUGGUCCCAACAGGUGUUGCCGCUUCAUGGGUGCGCGCACUAUCCAAAGAUUACCCAACUCUCGCCUUCCAUGCGUCGAUAACCAACAGCUUCGGCAAAGGAAGUCUAAUUCAACUCCUUCGGCAAUUCUCGUCCCUCCACUCCAAUCGCAAACAAAUUUCCGUCGGAUUCAUAGGUUACCCCAAUACCGGUAAAUCUUCGAUCAUUAAUACCCUUAGGAAAAAGAAAGUCUGCACGGUAGCUCCGAUCCCCGGAGAGACCAAAGUUUGGCAAUAUAUCACAUUGAUGAAAAGGAUUUACCUCAUAGACUGUCCAGGCGUUGUCCCACCAAGUAACAACGAUUCUCCCGAAGACAUCCUCCUCAGGGGAGUGGUACGGGUGGAGAACGUCGAGAACCCCGAACAGUACAUCGCCGCCCUCCUCAAAAAAACAAAACCGCAGCACAUCCAGCGUACAUAUGACAUUGGAGGGUUUGAGACAGCCACAGAAUUCUUAGAGCUGCUGGCCAGGAAGGGCGGGAGGUUACUAAAGGGUGGAGAGGCAGACGUUGAUGGAGCUGCGAAAAUGGUUUUGAAUGAUUUUGUGAGAGGGAAGAUACCCUGGUUCACGCCUCCGCCACUGGUAGAGGGGCAGGAAGGGGGAAAAGGCGUCGAAGGUCGGAAAGGGGUGUUAGGCGAGAUGGGCAAAGUCAGCAUGGCGCGGGAAGACGACGCUGCCACUGAAGGUGCGGAUGUCGAGAUGGAAGGGGUGGAUGAGGAUGGAGAUGAGGACGAAGAAGAAUUCGAAGGCUUCGACGAGCAAGAAGAUGAGGAGAUGGACUCCUCGGAAGAAGAGUCAUCAUCAGCAGACGAGCAGGACAUCGAGCAGAAUAUUGCUGGACAGAUUCCCACGACAGCCGGCGGAGUAGCACUCGAAGCUGGCUGA
Messenger RNA from Letharia columbiana, 1749 nucleotides. RefSeq lists its product as uncharacterized. Gene Ontology annotation, molecular function: GTP binding. The record is from RefSeq and is a predicted model, not a curated record. Lineage: Eukaryota; Fungi; Ascomycota; Lecanoromycetes; Lecanorales; Parmeliaceae. The transcript is spliced from 3 exons. Gene Ontology annotation, cellular component: nucleolus. The coding region runs from base 1 to 1749 and encodes 582 amino acids.